CGUUCUGGCGAGUUCUGCUGGCCGUUGCCGGACAAGUGUCUUAUCCCGGUGUCCCGCGUGCGGAAUACGUGCCAGGUCUCUUGGACCGCCUGGAACCUCGCGAAUCGUAUAGAAAUAUAUUUUCGGCACUCGAGGGAAACCUAGGCUCCUACGGGUCGAAAGAAAUCGAACGAAAACAGGUUCGCAAGCUCGAUGGGGUACCCCGACGCCAGAUGCCGAGGGACCUAAAGUGGAGAGGCAGAAAGUGUGCGCCGGUGUUUGGUUCUCGUUUAAAGGAUGACACCGAAGUGAACGUGUAGCCGGUUCCCGCGAACGGUGAUGGUUUGAAUGGAGAUAUAGUUUUUGUUGGUGGUUUGCGGCGAUUUAGGGAACCCCUCGGAGCGGCGAAGAAGUUUGGAGCGUUGCGCGGUUGAUUAUUCGACGAACGCUGUUUGUGAUGCAUCGGUGGAUGCUGGGACCGGUGAAGGAUGUUCUUGGAUCGCCAUGAGACACAACGUUCUCAGGAUCCUGCCGAUACUGUGCUGCACACUGCACUUCUACAGUGGACAAUUGAUCCGUGACGCGCGAUGUUUCCUGGAGAAUGGUGCCACCGCCGCGCACCUCUUCGUCAACGAAGAUCUACCGGUCGGUGACACCGUGGGUGUCCUCGGUGUGCUGGGAGAUCCGUCGCCUCAAGGUGAUAUCGAGCUCAGGCUCCAGGAGAUAGACAGCCCUGUCGCGUUCGCGGCAUAUUCGAAGAACCUGUCUUUGGUCAGACCUCUUGACAAAGAGGGCGUCGACGGACCUGCCAGCGUCUACGUGAACGUCAUUUGCGAGAGGAAACACACUUUGGAUCCGGGAUUCGUGAUACCAGUUAAUAUUCGCGUGACCGACGCGAACGACAAUGCUCCGCAAUUUGUUAACGCGCCUUACGUACUUAAUAUCUCAGAGGUCACCGUGGUUGGCACAAGGGUUCUGCAAGGAGUACGAGCCGUGGAUGCUGAUCAACCGGGACCCUUUUCUACCGUACAAUAUGCUGUUUUACCGGGACCACAUUCGGACUACUUCGUGUUCGUGAACGCUUUGGAAGGAACUCUGGUUCUUAGGAAGCCACUAGAUUACGAGAGUCUAUCCAAUUUCUCCGUCGACAUCCGCGCACAGGAUCAAGGGAAUCCACCGAAAUCAUCCACCACAACGCUCCACGUGAACGUAAUCGAUGCCGAUGACCAGAAUCCUGCCUUUCAAAGUGAUCAGUAUAAAAUCGUCAUCCCACGACAGAUAAAACUGAGGAGAGUGCUGAUAGUAGAUCCUGCUCCGAUAAGAGCCGUAGAUCAAGAUGUAGGAAUCAACGCGCCGGUGAAAUACACGAUCCAAGGCGGAAUUCUGCCGUUCCUCACUUUAAAUCCCGAUACUGCCGAAGUUGCCAUCACGCGACUACUACACGAGCAUGAACUGCUGUCUCCGGCAACGAUCGUUGUCAAGGCCACGCAGGUAGACAAUGCGGACAAAUAUGCGCUCUCGACGAUAGUCGUAUCGCGGGAAAACGACUGGAGCGUGGAACCCACCGCCGGUGGAAGAUUGCCUAUCAAGUUCAUCAGACGGGAUCAUCACACGAGUAUCCCCGAGAACACGCCACCCGGAAGCGUUUUAUUAACGACAGGAGUGAAUAAAGUGGAUCCCAAUUUAAGGUUCUGGCUGGUUGGAGCGAUCGAGGAUCUAGAGAGAUUCUCCAUCACGAACUCCGGUGAGCUGAUCUUGAAAGGGACUUUGGACUACGAGAGAAGGAUCCACCAUAGUUUUCUGGUUCGCGUCACCGACGGUCAUCAUAACGACACGUCGCGGGUGAACGUCUCCGUGGAGGAUGUGAAUGAAUGGGAACCCCGGUUUCGUCAUCCCAGAUACGAAUUUCACGCUGCAACCUUGAAAGAGGGAUCCAUUGUCGGGAAACUGGAGGCCGCCGAUGGCGACAGAGACGACAAAGUUAGCCUGUCUCUUCGAGGUCCCGAUGCAAGGUCAUUCGAGAUUCGGGACAGUGGAGAGCUGUUACUGAGAUCAGCAACAACAAUCAAUGGUUCCCUGGCACGAUUGGUAGCUGUCGCUUCCGACUCGGGUCGUCCUCCUAGGUCUAGUAUGAUCCCAGUGAUCGUCCACAUACCAAACACUGGGUCAUUGCCAAUUGCCGCGAGAGCUGCGCCAGCCUGGUUGGGCAGUAGCGUUCUGCUGGUUGCAGUGUUCGGCGCUGUCUUGGGCCUUCUAGGAGUCAUUAUACUCGUUCUAAUCUUGUACAUAUAUAAACAUAAGAGGCCAAAGACUAGCGGGUCCGUGAGUUCCGUGGGCACCGGUUACCGAGAAAAAUCGCCUGUACCUUCUGCACUGAGUCCUACGCCCCAGGUGCUCGGUGCGAACAUGCUCCAAGAUACUUUGGACGUUCCGCGCCGAGGAAAUCGUCACGACGUUGCGCACAGUAUCGAGGAGAACGACGAAGACGAAGAUGCCAGAGGCGAUCGCGACGACGAGGAUCGCGUUGACCAAGAAACUCUCGAGGAUAGCAACAAUGACGAAAUGAGGGAGAUUAACAAUGACAGCAACGACAUUGAGAAUCCCGUUUUCGGUGCGAAGAACACUUACAGCGCUACUAUUAAAAGUUUAUCGUCGGCCAGACAAGUACCUCCGUACGCAAGGCACAAAGUGGCACCAGCCCCGAAUCCACCCGGUUUGUCCGCAACGUCGAACAUCCCCAACAUCGGCGGUCUUGUCCAAAACAUGAACGACCUGAGCGCGAAGUCAAACGUGAACGCGGCUUCUCGCGAUUCGUCCAAUUACUCCGGAGAACCUUCGGACUCGUUGAUGCCAGCCUGGCCAGCUUGCUCCGUCUCGCAGAGGGUUAAAAAACUGUCGUGGGACGAUGACGAUAGGACGGUAGACAGCGUCGAGGUUGCGGCUGAAACGAGGUCCAGGAACAGCCAAGUGGGGAACGAACGGCUCAAUCUCACCGUGUAUUUCUAAUUAACCUGCGCGAAACGAAAGACUGAAGACCGAGAUGAACGAAUUCCCCCCCAUGCGAGAUCACCGUGUCGUUGCCGGAUGCGAAAUCAAUUUCACAACGAUGUACAUACGCAGUGUAUAGUUGACUACAUAUAUUAUAUAAUACAUAUAGCUGAGAAUGAUCAACGUUGUCGCACGUUGGGCUCGUCUCCGCUGUAAUUGUUUCAUUAAAAGACAUCCAAAGAAA
This is a messenger RNA of Megalopta genalis, 3211 nucleotides long. RefSeq names its product protocadherin Fat 4-like Cad96Ca (gene Cad96Cb). Gene Ontology annotation, molecular function: calcium ion binding. Gene Ontology annotation, biological process: homophilic cell-cell adhesion. The record is from RefSeq and is a predicted model, not a curated record. Gene Ontology annotation, cellular component: membrane. Lineage: Eukaryota; Metazoa; Arthropoda; Insecta; Hymenoptera; Halictidae.